Rasamsonia emersonii CBS 393.64 is the source of this 2940-nucleotide messenger RNA. RefSeq names its product Membrane alanyl aminopeptidase. The record is from RefSeq and is a predicted model, not a curated record. Gene Ontology annotation, molecular function: metalloaminopeptidase activity; zinc ion binding; peptide binding. Gene Ontology annotation, biological process: proteolysis; peptide catabolic process. The transcript has 3 exons. Gene Ontology annotation, cellular component: cytoplasm. NCBI's taxonomy places the organism in Eukaryota, Fungi, Ascomycota, Eurotiomycetes, Eurotiales, Trichocomaceae. Bases 1 to 2940 code for a protein of 979 amino acids.
AUGUAUCGUAUUCCGUUGUUGCCUUCUCCGCGAGUCUGGUACUCUGCAAACCCAAACCUUUUAUUACCAAGGAUACCUGCCAGGCUGUUGAAUAAUCCUCCCAGCAGCAGCUUAAGGUUCCUCGCUCGUUCCGGAUCGGUCUCUUUUUCGUCGUCGUCAUCGUCAUCGUUAUCGUCCUUACGCUCUCCGUCUCGCCUGCCAACCCGCUUCUCUACUGAAUCCACUGCUGCUACUCCCCUCCGUCAAUUCCAAAAGAGAUAUUGCUCCUACCGCAGAAUGUGUCGUUCCAGGCAUGCUGAUGAGCCCUCCGGCUCGACCAAUCUCGCCCAUGGCCGCGAGGUUCUGCCCACCAACGUCAAGCCGCUGCAUUAUGACCUGACCUUGGAGCCCGAUUUUGACAAGUUUACCUAUGAGGGUACCGUGGUGAUUGACCUCAAUGUCGUCGAGGACACCAACUCCAUCUCCCUCAACUCCAACGAGAUCGACAUCCACAGCACCACCGUGUCGGCCAACGGGGUCGUCGUCACCUCCAGCCCCGAAGUGACCUACGACAGCGACAAGCAGGUCACGACGGUCAGGUUCGCCGAGACCAUCCCGGCCGGGUCCAAGGCCCAGCUGAAGCACACCUUCACGGGAUACCUCAACGACAAUAUGGCUGGGUUCUACCGGUCAUCCUACAAGACCAAGGAUGGAGAGAAGAAGUACAUUGCGUCCACUCAGAUGGAGCCCACCGAUGCGCGCCGUGCGUUUCCGUGCUUUGAUGAGCCGGCUCUGAAAGCCGAGUUCACCGUCACCCUCAUCGCCGACAAGCACAUGACUUGUCUGAGCAACAUGGAUGUCGCGUCCGAAACCGAGGUCGAGUCGAAUGGAAGGAAGAAGAAAGCGGUCAAGUUCAACAAGUCUCCGCUCAUGUCCACCUAUCUGGUCGCCUUUGUUGUCGGUGAGCUCAAUUACAUCGAGACCAACAACUUCCGAGUGCCGGUUCGUGUGUACGCGACGCCGGAUCAGGAUAUUGAGCACGGCCGCUUCUCCCUGGAGCUCGCGGCUAAGACGCUCGCCUUCUACGAGAAGACUUUCGACAGCCAAUACCCUCUCCCCAAGAUGGAUAUGAUCGCUAUACCCGAUUUCAGCGCCGGCGCCAUGGAAAACUGGGGCUUGGUCACGUACCGGAUCGUCGACCUCCUCCUGGAUGAGAAGACCAGUGGAGCGUCCGUGAAGGAACGGAUCGCGGAGACGGUCCAGCACGAACUGGCUCACCAGUGGUUCGGCAACCUCGUCACCAUGGACUUCUGGGAUGGCCUCUGGCUCAACGAGGGUUUCGCCACGUGGAUGUCGUGGUACUCGUGCAACGCCUUCUACCCGGAAUGGAAGGUGUGGCAGACCUAUGUGAUUGACAACCUCCAGUGUGCCUUGUCCCUCGACUCGCUGCGCAGCAGUCACCCCAUCGAGGUGCCCGUCAAACGCGCGGAUGAAAUCAACCAGAUCUUCGACGCCAUCUCGUACUCCAAGGGUUCGUCAGUGUUGCGCAUGAUCUCCAAAUACCUGGGCGAGGACACCUUUAUCCAGGGUGUGCGGAAUUACAUCAAGAAGCACGCCUAUGGGAACACCCAGACCGGAGACCUGUGGGCGGCAUUGGCAGACGCCAGUGGCAAGCCUGUCGAGAAGGUGAUGGACAUUUGGACCAAGUACGUCGGCUUCCCCGUCGUCCAGGUCACUGAAGAUGCCAGUGCUGGGACCCUGAAGAUGAAGCAGAACCGUUUCCUCCGAACGGGAGAUGUACGGCCCGAAGAGGAUCAGACGAUCUACCCCGUGUUCCUGGGGUUGAGGACGAGACACGGUGUCAUGGAAGACCUCGUGCUUGACAAGCGGGAGGGAGAAUUCAAGGUUCCCGACCUUGAUUUCUUCAAGCUCAACGCUGAUCACUCGGGGCUCUACCGCACUUCUUACACCCCGGAGCGACUGGAGAAACUCGGACAGGCCGCCAAGGCGGGACUGCUCACUGUUGAGGAUCGCGCGGGUAUGGUUGCCGACUCGGGCGCCUUGGCUGCGGCGGGUUACCAGAGGACGUCCGGAUUGCUCUCCCUCUUGAAGGGCUUCGACACCGAGUCGGAAUAUAUCGUGUGGAACGAGAUGCUGACUCGGGUCGGUGCGGUUCGUGCCGCGUGGUUGUUCGAAGACCGCAAAGUCCUUGAUGCGUUGAAGGCCUUCCAGCGCAACCUGGUCAGUGCCAAGGCGCACGAGCUUGGCUGGGAGUUCUCAGAGAAUGACGGCCAUAUCUUGCAGCAAUUCAAGGCACUCUUGUUUGGCAGCGCCGGCGCGGCGGAUGAUCCUGUGGUGGUGGAAGCCGCCAAGGACAUGUUCAAGAGGUUUGCGGAGGGUGAUCAUAGCGCGAUUCACCCCAACAUCCGUGGUAGCGUCUUCAGCAUUGCCCUAAGACAUGGUGGGGAGAAGGAGUACGAGGUCGUUCUGGACCGGUUCCGCCACGCGCCCACUUCGGAUGAGAAGAACACGGCUCUUCGGUCGUUGGGUGCUGCGGAGGACAUCAAGCUGAUCCAAAGAACCUUGGAGCUCGCCGGUAGCGACGAGGUGAGAAACCAGGAUAUCUACAUGCCGCUGGCGAGCCUGAGGGGCCACGCUCAGGGUGUGCAGGAGCGGUGGAACUGGCUCAAGAAGAACUGGGACAAGGUGGUUGCGCGGUUCCCUCCGUCGUUGGGCAUGCUGGGCACAGUGGUCCAGAUCUCGACCUCUUCUUUCUGCACGGAGGAGCAGCUGAAGGAUGUGGAGGAGUUCUUUGCGCCGAAGGAUAAGAAGGGCUACGACCGAGCUGUCCAACAGAGCCUGGAUGCCAUCCAGGCCAAGGCCCACUGGCUCAAGCGGGAUCGCGAGGAUGUCGAGCAAUGGCUCAAGAGCAAUGGGUAUCUCCUGGACCAGAAGCUGUGA